CUCACAUUUACAAACUUGUUGAACUUGUCGUCAAAAUGAUGGGCGAGUGCCAAUCAUCGCCUCUUCCCCUGCCUCCUGAUUUCAUCCUCCCGGAAGGAAAACGGCCAAAUCUCUCGGAGGUAUCCCGGUUAGCGUCGAUUCCUAUCAUCGAUCUCACCCACGAAUUGUCCAAGCUAACUCAGGAAAUCUCCCGCGCUUGCGAGGAUUACGGCUUCUUCCAGGUCAUCAACCAUGGAGUUCCAAGCGAACUCUGCGGGAAAAUGAUGAAUUCCAUCUCCAGCUUCUUCGAAACAUUUCCAGAAGAGAAAGCCAAGUUCUAUGCAGCAAACAACGACGACGACAGUAACACGAGGCAAGUCAAGCUCCAGAACUUCCACCUCAAAGUCAACGCCGAUGGCUGCAGCGGUGGAGAAGGGGGAGAGAUGGAAAUCCGGAUGUGGAGCGAGACCUUUUCUUACCCUUGUCAUUCCCUCCACGAAAUCAUCCAUCUUUUGCCAGAUAACCCCCCUCACUACCGUGAGGUUUUUGCUGCAUACGCGGAGGAGGUUGGGGGUUUAACAACCCGGCUUUUGAGCUUGAUUUCCCAGGGGCUAGGCCUGCAGAAAGAUUGCUUGCAAAAGAGGCUCGGCAACAAGCCAAGACAAAGGGCAUACGCAAACUACUACCCGCCAUGUCCGAGCCCUGAACUCACCUUGGGGCUGGCUGUUCAUACGGACCCUCACGCACUCACUCUGCUUCGAUAG
Linum tenue is the source of this 743-nucleotide messenger RNA. The record is from the annotation of a GenBank genome assembly. Lineage: Eukaryota; Viridiplantae; Streptophyta; Magnoliopsida; Malpighiales; Linaceae.